AUGCCCCCGAAGCGAAAAAUCAAGCUUGCAAAGGAAGCCGCAGAGGCCAAGGGCUCGGAGGAUGAUGCACAGACUGAAAUCAGGAAUGACGCCUCUGGUUCUACUCGUUUAGUUCCUCGGCCUUCAGGUUUGACUGCUGAGGACAUUCAAGCUGCAUUGUCACGCUAUCAGCAUCGUAUAUCUCAGCUGACCGAGUCAAAAACUGGAUCUCAAUUGCAAGAGCUGGACGAUUGGAGGUUGAAUGAACUCCCCAAGUUGGUCAAAUCACGCAAACCGGCACACAUUGAGAAGUCAGAGCUGGAGAGAUUGAUGGAAUGGAAACUCGCUCGGGGCAAAUUUAGACCGACCCUUCCCGCUCUAAUUGCCCAAAACACCCCUGUCAAAGUCAAAUCCAGCACCCAAGAGGCCUUCUCUUCUCUCUCGAAUAUCAAGUCCUCAACUCCGUCAUACCAAUCAUUCCGUACUCUACUCAAGUCACUGUGCGGAGCUCUAAAAGGUGUUGGCCCAGCAACUGGGUCGCUUCUGCUCUCCAUAUCCGACGAUAGGGUGCCAUUCAUGAGCGAUGAAGCGUAUAUCUGGAUCAUGUAUGCUGAUCAGGGAACCAAGAAAAAAGAUAUCAAGUAUACCGAGAAAGGUUACUUGGAUUAUGCGGUACGCAUGUGGGAGGCAGCGGAAAAUGCGGGCACUUCACCAGCAGAGUUGGAACAAGUUGCAUGGGUACUCGGCUGGGAAUGGAUAUCGGGAAUUGAGCUUGCACCCACAUCCAAAUCAUUAGACGGAGAGCCUGAGGCUGAUCAAGAGUCAACCGCCAUGAAGCGCUGCCACGAAUCAACUAUUGAUGGUAUUCCAUGGCCACAGCCCGAGAACACUGAGAACAUGCCAAAUCAAGUAUUCAAGAAACGACGGAUGGUUCAUAGUGAUAGCUGGAGCGGAUUGUGUAGGAGGAGAUCUCUGAGGGAUAUCAAUAACCUAUCGGAGCAUCCCGCUUCUAUCCCGCAUGACGAGAAAACUACGUUAAAAGUUACUCAAAGCAGGAUUCAGAGGACGACCGUAAUUGAAUCAGGCAAGGAGGUGACCCCAGAAUCAGUCCAUACAGGAGCGAACAUACCCUCACAUGGGUCCUGCUCUCAACAUCAAGCUACGCUCACAAAUUCUCACCCUCUCCCUACGUCUGUCCCUGACCGACAAGCGUCUGUUUCGGGCCCCGCAUCAUCAAGCUCGAAGAUUUCCAGAGUAGCAGCAACACAUCCACUUCCUCGUUUUGCUUCGCAUGAAAAUUCAGUAAGGAUUACUCAAUCGCGAACAUCUCAACAAACUCGACCCUCCGGUUCCUCUCCUAACUUGGAUUCGGAUCAGGAUGAUGACAGUGAUAAUGGCAGUGAUGAGGAGAGUGAUAAUGAGCCUGGGCCAGACCUAGGGAUUCAAAUUGAUAGCGACGAAAAACAAAGGGUGGAAAAUAACUAUUCCGAAAUGAACAAGUUGCUCGGAAAUCUAUUCUUAUCGCGGCAUCGUAACCGCUCAGACCAGAUUCUUCCCCACGUUUCUUCGCGGCUCCAUACUCCUCGCCACAACUCAGACCUGGUUUUAGAGAACGCAACACCCUCGUCUACCAAAAUUCAGAGAAUUGCAUCUACUACUUCAGGCUCUUCAGCCUGGAAGCAGUUGCGCUGUGUUACUAAACACCCCGUUCUCUCUGUAUUUUCAGACAAGACCAGCUCCGGAGCAAGCAUGCAGGACUUCUCUGAUGACGUUGACUAUGACAUGGAUUCCGCCUUCCUGGCCGAAAUAGACGCUAUCGAGGCGGCAAUCGAACCUGUUCGUGCAACCCCGGCAAAGCCUGUAGUGGCUAAACCCACACCUAACAUCUCUCGGCCCUUCCCUACACCGAACGUAUCCAAAUCGGCAGCUGCUCCCUUCACUCCAGCAGUCCCCAAAGCUCCACCCCCAGCGAGCAAUCGACCCGCCUUUCGGCCAAGCGGUCGGUCUACAUCCUCCACAGGGCCCUCGGUAUCAAGUAUACGUAACGCUGUGCGUUCGGCAUUGGUGGCUAGCCAGACUGGAAGCCAACCAAGCACUACAAACAAUUCGCAAAACAACUCUCCUCGACCGGCACCUGAAGCUUCAGAUCCCAUCACGGAUAUCAUAGGAAAAACUCCAACCCGUCGGGCCAGUUUCGAUUCAAUUCCAUCGCCCUCACCGGGUCGUAAGCGUGCGAUCUCAGUACAUUCAUCGGACGAUUACUCGUGUUACGAUAUCCCCGAAGAUGCUUUGGAUGAGAUCGAGGAGAUUGCAGAGUCAGCUCUCACUGGUCGUUCAGGAUCUCUGGCAUCUAACGCCACUCGACAAAUGAACUUGUUCGGAGGAGUUGCUCCACAAACGCCCGGUGCAAGCGGCAGUGGUGCUCGUGGGUUUGCCUCCAGUGCAAUUGCUAGCGCCAGGCGGACUGUUUCCAAGAACGAUGGCCUUUUUGGCCGACCCCAUCACCGGCAGCAAACCAAGUCGUGGGAUUAUGUCAAGGCUGCGGAGGCCAUCAAAAGCCAGAAGGGAAAAGGUCGCGCGCGUGACUCGGAGGGUGAGGACGAUGAAGAACUGGAACAAUUCCCGGAUUUUACGGCACCCCUUGAAGUUUCUGUCAAACCUUCGACGAAAAUGCAAUGUCUUGGCAAAACUUUCAUAGCAGGUUCUGUUAUGCUGAAUUUUUACACUUGGUUUCCUACUGGAAAGGUUGUGUUUGUUGCACCAACCAAGCCUUUGGUAGCUCAGCAAAUAGAGGCUUGUCACGAGAGCUGUGGUAUCCCUGGAAGGGAUGCAAUCGAAUUGACUGGGACUGUGACCAAAAACUUGCGAAGACGAGCGUGGGAAGAGAAACGAGUGUUUUAUAUGACUCCUCAGACGUUCUUUAACGACUUGAAGGAUGGGACUUGCGAUGCCGAGGACAUUGUGCUGGUGGUAAUUGAUGAAGCCCACCGUGCCACUGGUUCAUACGCAUAUGUGACAAUAGUGCACUAUUUGAUGGCACGUAACCCACAUCAUCGGAUUCUCGCAUUGAGUGCCACCCCUGGGAAGAACUCGGAGACCGUUCAGUCUAUUGUAGAUGGCUUACAUAUUAGUCGAAUCGAGAUCCGUGACGAGAACAGUAUGGACCUACAAAAGUAUAUCUUCAAGAAACACACAGACAUACAAAUUGUAGCGAUGAAUGACGGAAUUAAUGACAUCAAAGCCAGUUUGGUAUCUGUUAUGAAUCCUCUGCUCAAGACGGUCCAGACAGCUGGAUGCUGCAAUAAUGCUGACCCAGAAACUAUGAAUGCCUAUCGCGCUACAGCCGAAAUAACUAGCGCCAUGCAUACGAAGGAUAAAAACAAGAUGCGCGUCUUGCAUCCCCUAAAAUCUCUAGCUGUUCUUGCUCGAGCCAUGGGAUAUUUGGUAGAGUGCAGUGUCGCAAUGUGUGAGAGGGUUCUCAAAGACUUCUACGAGAGUGGCGGGAAACAGCACCAGUCUACUUGGAAUAAGAACACGGAAUUUCAAGCGACGUUGAAUCAGAUUUCUAAGUAUCGUCUUGAAGGAGCUGGAAUGGGGUCAGCGACAAGGUUCCCACCCCAUCCCAAGAUGGAGAAGCUUAACGAAAUUCUUGUUGGACAUUUCGAUACCCCUGAUGCAAACGAAACUCGAGUAAUGGUUUUUACGAAUUUCCGAGAAAGUGUCGAUGAGAUUGUCGCACAUCUGAACUCGAACGAAUCUGGGAAAAUUAAGGCACAUAGGUUCAUCGGCCAGGCCGGUGGAAAAGGAGGUGACAAAGGCAUGAGUCAAAAGGAGCAGCUUGGGGCAAUCAAACGUUUCAAAUCUGGUGAAUUUAACGUUCUUGUGGCAACUUCGAUCGGUGAAGAAGGCCUUGACAUUGGCGAGAUUGAUUUGAUCGUAUGUUACGAUGCCCAAAAGGCCCCGCUUCAAAGAGUGGGACGAACCGGCCGAAAACGUGAGGGUAAAGUAGUUGUUCUACUUGCCGAGAUUCGAGAGGAACGAAAUUGGGAGAAGGCAAAAGAAUCUUACCGUGAUGUCCAACAGGCCAUCAUCGAUGGGUCCUCUAUCGAAUUAUUCAAUGAUGCAGCUCGGAUGGUGCCCGAAGGAGUUCAACCUCAAUGCAUUGAGAAGAGGUUGGAUAUCGAACCAUAUGACCGUGAAGUACAUGGUGACUUGACUGGCAAGAGACUUCGUACCAAAGCCGAAGGUUCGACUGGUGCAAAGAAGCGAAAGCGUAACUCGGACGUUGCUCGCAACGUUCCAGAAGGUGCAUUACUAGGGUUCAUAACAGCGGCAAACUUGACUGUGCGCAAGAAAAACUCCAAGAAAAAGGCGACGACCUCCCGCGCAGAUGGAUUGGAUUCGGACGACGAUGCAAUUGAGGCGGGUGUGUUCGGGUCGCCUGACCGUACUCUCGACCUCGACGAUGACGAAGAUACUCCUGCUCAUAAACGGACGACCAAGGCAAAGACACCCGCGACAAGACCCAAGCCUAAACCCAGGAAGUCAACCACUGCCGCUGAAGAUUCCUCGGAACCGUUGACUAUCUCAACCCGCACCAACCUCGCCCAAGAAGACCAGGCGAACCAAGUCAACCCCUUCAACUACUUCGAAACGUUCCUUUAG
This is a messenger RNA of Rhizoctonia solani, 4644 nucleotides long. Its product is annotated as Helicase conserved C-terminal domain. Gene Ontology annotation, molecular function: ATP binding; four-way junction DNA binding; 3'-5' DNA helicase activity. Lineage: Eukaryota; Fungi; Basidiomycota; Agaricomycetes; Cantharellales; Ceratobasidiaceae. The coding region runs from base 1 to 4644 and encodes 1547 amino acids. Gene Ontology annotation, biological process: double-strand break repair via synthesis-dependent strand annealing; replication fork reversal; interstrand cross-link repair. The transcript has 22 exons. The record is from RefSeq and is a predicted model, not a curated record.